AACAUCACUGUGUUUGAGCAGGAACUGGAAGUGAUACUCUACCGCAGAGAGAGCGAACACCAAGUGACAGCGCCACCAAGAGUGACUGAGUUUCUUACCUGCCAUAGAGUGUGUUUAAUCUCACUUUCUUAGUCCCCUGAGUUUGUAGCAUCACGUUAGUUUUUAGUUUGAGUAACUCCUGAGGUUAGAUUUAUUCCUCUCGCCUUUUGUUCUUGUUUAGUGUUUUUGCCUUUAACUAUUUUCCCUUGUGUCACCUUCGCUUGCUGAAAUAAAAUCUUGCUUUUUGCUCAUCCUCCGAGCUUCAGAGUGGUGUCUGCACCUGAGUCCUUUAACCUGUAUUGGCCGUCGUGACAUAAAACCACAUACAUACAUAGUGUCAUGGUCCUGAGCCUGCUGACUCAGGGUUUUGUGUUUCUUUAUGCGUUUGUUUAUUCUGAGUAUGUAUUCUGUUAUGAUUUGCCAUUUGUUAGGUUUCUGUUCUGUGCCUGCCCUGAUCCCACUUCUGUGUUCUGCCUGUCUAUGGUGUCACACUGUCUGUUUGUGAACCUGUCUUUUUAGUUCAGUGCCUUGUCUGGUUCUCUGUGUCUGAGUUUCCUGUUUUAUUCUGAAGGUCCCCGUCUCAUGUGAGUGUGUUCAGUUUACGUUUCCCCUGUCCCGUCGGCUCUGAUUUCUCCCAGGUGUGUUGCCCUCCUGUCUCUCAUCCCCUGAUUACUGCUGUGUGUAUUUUAGCCCUGUGUGUUCUCCUGCUUGUUGCCGGUUUGUCUGUGUUCCACGGUGCCCUGUUCCUCAUCUCUCUGCCUCUCACCCCGUUUGGUAUCAUUUAAGGUUUGUUGUUUAGUUUUCCCAGUUUAGGUUUCUUUAGUUUUGUCAUCCCUCAUUGCCUGUUUUGCCACUACGCCACUUUGUAAAUAAACAUCACUAGCAUUAUCAUCUACUGCCUGCAUUUUGGGUCCUUUCUCCCUCCAACAUCACACGGCUCACCUCGGCAGCCGUGACAGUACGAACCGGCCACAAUGGACCCAGCAGCAUUCAACCCAACCGAGGAGCUUCAGGAGGGAUAUUAUUAACUCUGUGGAUAAAUUAAUCAACUUAUGGCUGGAGCACGAGGGGAGAGAAUUCCGUCAGGCCAUAGCUAAUCGGCUGCAGCGCUUAGUUUCUGGUCUCCCCUGGUUGCUCAGCUCACUUCAUCCGCUCGCACAGAAUUUUGUUCUGAACGAACUUUGUCUUCACCCCCCGGUUGCUACCACCCACCCUGCAACUCAUGCUUCGCUGCCUGUCCUGAUGGAGGAUGCUCUGCCCAGCCUGUCAACACAGCCUUCACAAGGGAAACGGCGCUCACGCCGUCAACGCUCCUCACCACAGUCGGACCUAGGGAUUUCAGAGCGGCCGGCUGUGGUGAGUGGACAGGACAAUAGUAUUGGUUUGAACUGUGGGACUGUUUACUCAGGGGUUAUGUUCUGUACGGCAAAGGACAAUGACUGCUUAUCGCCUGUUCAGUCUACUGCUCAGCUACCUUCAACCCAGUUUCCAGUGUCACCUACACAGCAGCCUGUAGCUCAGUUAGCCGCCCGGCCUCAAGCUCAGUUAGCCGCCCGGCCUCAAGCUCAGUUAGCCGCCCGGCCUCAAGCUCAGUCUCCAACUCCACCACAGUUGUCAUUUCAACCUUUACUUCAGUUGCCCUUAGUUCAGCCUCUAUUUCAGCAGCCACUAGCCCGGUGACCUGUGUCACCUGCUCCUCCAGUACGACAAGCUAAAUCAAUUCUAUCCGAAGGGAAUUGUUUUUCAUUCGUCCAUUGUAAAUAGAGAGACAAACCCAUAAAUAAUGUAAUCGUUCCUCAAAAGCUGGCCCGUUUAGAGACAGUAACUCUCUCCAGGGCCUCCCCAGAGUCUGAGUUUCAAUCCGCAGUCGACUCUGGACCCCUGGAGGCUAAAAAGUCAGAAAGUUGUCUCUUCAAACCAGUCACUGGUGCAAAGAGAGUACCUUGCUCCAGGGCAUCUCAGCAUGGAGGGAAAGCUUAAUGCACGAGAUGGUAAGAGCUGUUGGGACUAAAAAAAAACUGAGCGGAAAGCUACAGACAUCUGAAAACUGAGUUUUUAAUUUUCAGUGAGAUCACCAGGACUAGCAAAGCUUCACCAUUGCAGGGAGUCAUCGUAUUCACUGAACCCAUCAAAAAAUCACUUCAUGGACCUUGCGUCUGUGUGUGGACAGACAUAACAUGACCUAAUUAUACACUACUCCUCCACAGAGUGGACCAGGAGAGAGCAGAGGUUUCCACUGGUCAGUCUGCACAGCAGCGUCAAACACACCUGGACUCUGUGUUUAUGCGGCUGGAGGACAACAUUAUGAUGUUUGUGAAGAAAGAGCUGAAGAAAACCAAAAAGGUUCUGAGUCCAGAUGACCCAGAAACCAUAAAAAGCCAGAGGGAGGAUAAGGAGAUGUUUGAAGGUGAGGAUGAAGAUCAAAGAAAGAGCUGCAGAGAAGCAUUUCUGAAGAUCACAUUACACUUCUUGAGGAGACUUAAGCAGCAUGAGAUGGCUGACCAUCUGCAGAGCAAAAUAUUUGCUCCACUCUAUAAACGUGAACUUAAAGCCCAACUGAAGAAGAAGUUCCAGUGUGUGUUUGAGGGAAUUGCUAAAGCAGGAAACCCAACUCUUCUGAAUCAGAUCUACACAGAACUCUACAUCACAGAGGGAGGGACUGCAGAGGUCAAUGAUGAACAUGAGAUCAGACAGAUUGAAACAGCAUCCAGGAAAUCAAAGGGACCAGAAACAACAAUCAGACAAGAAGAUAUCUUUAAAUCUUCACCUGGAAGAGAUGAACCAAUCAGAACAGUGCUGACAAAGGGAGUGGCUGGCAUUGGGAAAACAGUCUUAACACAGAAGUUCACUCUGGACUGGGCUGAAGACAAAGCCAACCAGGAAAUCCAGUUCAUAUUUCCAUUCACUUUCAGAGAGCUGAAUGUGCUAAAAGAGGAAAAGUUCAGCUUGGUGGAACUUGUUCAUCACUUCUUUACUAAAACUAAAGAAUCAGGAAUCUGCAGGCUGGAAGACUUCCAGGUUGUGUUCAUUCUUGAUGGUCUGGAUGAGUGCCGACUUAGUUUGGACUUCAACAAAACUAAAAUCCUGACUGAAACAAGAAAGUCCACCUCAUUGGAUGUACUGUUGACAAACCUCAUCAAGGGGAACCUGCUCCCAUCUGCUCACCUCUGGAUAACCACACGUCCUGCAUCAGCCAGUCAGAUCCCUCCUGAGUGUGUGGACCUGGUGACAGAGGUCAGGGGCUUUACUGACCCACAGAAGGAGGAGUACUUCAGGAAGAGAUUCAGAGAUGAGGAGCAGACCAGCAGGAUCAUCUCCCACAUCAAGACAUCACGAAGCCUCCACAUCAUGUGCCACAUCCCAGUCUUCUGCUGGAUCACUGCUACAGUUCUGGAGGAUGUGCUGAAAACCACAGAGGGAGGACAACUGCCCAAGAACCUGACUGAGAUGUACAUUCACUUCCUGGUGGUUCAGGCCAAAGUCAAGAGGAUCAAAUAUGAUGGAGGAACUGAGACAGAUCCACACUGGAGUCCAGACAACAGGAAGAUGGUUGAGUCUCUGGGAAAACUGGCUUUUGAUCAGCUGCAGAAAGGAAACCUGAUCUUCUAUGAAUCAGACCUGACAGAGUGUGGCAUCGAUAUCAGAACAGCCUCAGUGUACUCAGGAGUGUUCACACAGAUCUUUAAAGAGGAGAGAGGACUGUACCAGGACAAGGUGUUCUGCUUCAUCCAUCUGAGUGUUCAGGAGUUUCUGGCUGCUCUUCAUGUCCAUCUGACCUUCAUCAACUCCGGAGUCAAUCAGCUGGAAGAACAACAAACAAGCUCUCAGACAGAGAACGACUUCUAUCAGAGUUCUGUGGACAAGGCCUUACAGAGCCCAAAUGGACACCUGGACUUGUUCCUUCGUUUUCUCUUGGGUCUGAAAACUAAUAAAAUUUGUUUGCAAGGCCUGGUGACACAGACAGGAAGUAGCUUACAGACCAAUCGGGAAACAGUUCAGUACAUCAAGAACAAGCUCAGUGAGAAUCUGUCUGUAGAGAAAAACAUCAACCUGUUCCAGUGUCUAAAUGAACUGAAUGAUCGUUCUCUAGUGGAGGAGAUCCAACAGUCCCUGAGUUCAGGAAAUCUCUCCACUGAUAAACUGUCUCCUGCUCAGUGGUCAGCUCUAGUCUUCAUCUUACUGUCAUCAGAAAAAGAUCUGGAUGUGUUUGACCUGAAGAAAUACUCAGCUUCAGAGGAAGCUCUUCUGAGGCUGCUGCCAGUUGUCAAAGCCUCUAAAAAAGCUCUGCUGAAUAGCUGUAACCUGUCAGAGAGAGCAUGUGGAGCUCUGUCCUCUUCUCUUCAACUAGAAGACUGUGAGCUCAGAGAUCUAGACCUGAGUAACAACAACGUGCAAGACUCAGGUUUGACACUACUGUUUUCUCGACUGAAGACUACAAACUGGAAGCUGGAAACGCUCAGGAAAACACCAUUAAACUCAACCAGAUGGAGACACAGUGGAGAAAUUGCGCUGCUGCAGCAUUCUGCAAGCUCUGAACAGAUGGGCUACGGCACCACCACAUCUUAGCGUCCGCCUGGAAGUCCAUCGAAAACGGUGUCGGCGAGGAAGUGGAAGUGCAGUAAGCGAGCCGGUAUCCAUGCCGGUAUACCGCGCUUCCAUCACUGCUCUCCAACAUGUGCUCCAUAGAAAACAAACUGGACUGUUUGAGACUACAAAUAAACUCCAGGAAAGAAACAAGGCACUGCUUUGUUCUUAUUUUUACUGAAACAUGGCUACACGGAGGCAUCGUAGACCACGCUAUCCAGCUAAAUGGCUAGAUAGCUACCGUGCCGACAGAGACCCCCUAUCAUCGGCAAGACACAUGGCGGUGGACUGUGUGUUUACAUCAAUAACAGCUGGAGUAGGAAUGCUCCAAUUGUGUCUGUGCAAUUUUUAGAACUUGUGGAGGCCUUAGCAGUCAGAUGCAGGCCGUUUUAUAUCCCAAGAGAGUUUACUGUGGUGAUCAUUGUUGCUGUUUACAUCCCACCUAGUACUAGCAGUAAUGCUAAAGCUAGUGGAGCACGCAGUGAACUCUACAAGAUUAUCAGUGAUCUGCAAACAGCCCACCCUGACAGCUUCCUCAUUGUCGCUGGGGAUUUUAAUAAUGCCAAACUUAAAUCAGUUCUACCCAAAUUUCAUCGGAACAUUGACUUUGCAACAAGAGGGGACAGCAUGUUAUACCUUGUUUACACAAACAUCCAGCAUGCAUACAAGGCUUCAUGCAACAGGCCCAGGUUCUUGGAGACACUGAAGAGCCCAAUAAGAGAUUAAUGUUUCAGUGUGUCACAGAUCAAACUCUACAUUUCCAUCAGCAUAAAAGAGAUUCAGCAGCAGAUCAGAAUCAAGUAGAGCAACAUUUAUACAUUUUCUAAAUUCCCAAAUUCAUACAUGCACAUUCCUUUAACAAUGCGACACAAAGAUUGCACUUCAGUGGAUUUUAGUACAGUGGGCAGUGCAUUCCCCUUGCACACACUUAUAAGACACAAAUUUUCUUUUCUUUUUUUUUUACCUGUUUAGUUAUAUAUAUAUAUAUAUAUAUAUUUAAUUAUUUAUAUAAUGGAAACAUGGACAUAAUAUGUAGACUCUCAGCUUUUAUUUGAGGGUACUCAUAUUCAAAUUGGAUGAAGGAUUUAGGAGUUUCAGCUACUUUAAAGGGACUAAAAGACUCAAAAGCUAUUUCAUGGGAAGGUGUGAGCAAUUCCUCCUUUAUGUCAUUAUCAAUUAAGCAGAUAAAAGGCCUGGAGUUGAUUUGAGGUGUGGUGCUUGCAUUUGGAAGAUUUUGCUGUGAACAGACAACAUAUGGUCAAAGGAGCUCUCCAUGAAACAAGCCAUCCUUAAGCCUAUCUGAGAAAUUGCUACAAUAUUAGGACGUCCAGGGAAGACAAUAGUGCUGGAUGACUGCAGAAUGAUUUCCAUGUUGAAGAGAAACCCCUUUACAACAUCCAACAAUGUAAACAAACACUCUCCACGAGGUAAGCGUAUUGAUAUUCAAGGCUACCAUAAACAAAUGACUGCAUUUACUGCAAGGUGCAAGCCACUCAUAAGCCUCAAGAAUAGAAAGGCUAGAUUGGACUCUAAAAAAGCCAGCACAAAAAAAUGUUUUUUGGACAGAUGAAACCAAGAACACCAUCUACCAGAAUGAUGGCUAGAAAAAAAAGUAUGAUGAUGUGACACAGGACAGAAGCAGCUGAAUAAAUUCUGAUGUGUUCAGAGAUGUAUUGUUUGCUCACAUAAAUGCAGUCAAACUGAUUGGGUGGUGUUUCAUAAUACAGUUGGACAAUGACCCAAAACAGCCAAAGUAACCCAGGAGUUUAUCAAAGCAAAGAAGUGGUAGUAUCUUGAAAGGCCAAGUCAGUCACCUGAUCUUAACCCAAAUGAGCAUGGAUUUCACUUGUUGAAGACUAAACUACAGACAGAAAGGCCAACAAAUGUCUCUUUCUGGACAACUUCUCUUAACUUUAACUUAAGGAUGUUCCAGCUGUCUAACGGAUUUGCUUCUCCAUAGUGUUCAGAUGUCUGUCUGUGUUAACGGGAACGUGGAGCUCAGUGAUGGUGUAGCUAACUUCUGUGUGGCUCUUAUGGGGUUGUUUGUUUGGUUUUUUUUGGGGGGGGGGGGAUCUCUCUUUUUGUUUUCUGUUUUUGUUCUUUUUUCUCAUUGCUUGUUUGGUAAAUAAUAAGAGAGGAAAACAAUGUUCCAACAUGAGAAAUUCUGUUUUGUAUUCAUUGUAAACAGUUUGUGUUUUUCGUCUUCUUUUUUUCUUUAUAAACUAUAUCCACAAAUACUCAAUAAAAAUGUUUUGAAUUAAAAAAAAGAAAGGCCAACAAACAAACGGCAAAUGAAAGUCCCUGCAGUAAAGUCACUGGGCAUUAAAAAGGAGAGAACCCAGCAUCUGGUGAUAUCUAUGAGUUCAAGACUUCAAGACUGUCAUUGCCAGCAAAGGGGUUUCAAGCAUUAGAAAUUAACAUUUUGUUUUCAGUUAUUUAAUUUAUAGGGAUUGUUUUACAAAAGAUCCUUUCCUCCCUUCCAGAACUGAGUUCUAAUGGUGGAAUGACAAGGCAUAUAAAAUUUAAUAACACAAGUAAUUCAAUGUAAUUGUCCUCUUUAAAAAAAAGUCGUAAUCUUAAGAAUAUUGAAAUGUGUGCAAUUUCGUUCAAAGAAAAGCUUAUUCACAUGUUUUGAAGUGUUUCAUCAAUGCACUGCAGGAAAAAAAAGCAACUUCACACAAAUAACAAAAUUUAACAAAAUGAUUCAUUCUUCUGUUAUUCCUGCAUUUGGCGGUUGAACUUAAGAAAAGUUGUAAUAUACAGGUCUGUCCAUAUAAAUGUACUAUUUUGUUUCUCCAUGAACACUGAAGCUGUUAUCACUUGUUAGAUACCACACAGAAAUCCAAAAGCUAGUGAAAACAGUAGUAUUUUUUUUUGGCACACAAAGUCGAAGAAAUGUCUGAAACGAAUGACCUCCUCUAACAAAUUUCUGUCAUGUUGGAUCAAUGUUCUUAAAUUACUCAUAUUACAGUUCUCAAAUUUGAAGAAACCCUUGUUCUUUUAUUUAUAUGACUCCCUACAGGUAAACUAUUUGAUCUAGAUCUAGUUAGUUUGGUACUACGUAGGCACACAAAUUUGAAUAAAUUUUACUCAGUUUUAAAUACAUCAAUCUUUACUGAUGCCAUUGCCUCUAGGAUUCAUAAUAAUUUAUUAAAAUGUUGAAUGUCAGUUUGUUUGUUGUUUUUUAUAGUUCCUUUUUAGGACUUUUGUGGAAUGUCUGAGUAGGGUUUUCUUUUUGAGUGAGUUGUUUUAAUACAAACAAAUGUCACUGGUAUACCAAACCAUUUAUUAUAUAUUUUGAAGCAGUUGUGCAUCACAUGAGAAAAAUGUGUAGGUGACUAUGUUUUUCUUUCUUUGUUUGUGACUGUAAUUUAAUAUUUGAGUAUAAAACCCCACCCACAAAAAAAAGUGGGUGGGGGAACACCUUCACCUUCAGAACCAUUCAAUUUUAGUUUCAGAAUAUAUUUUAAAAGCCAUGUACCUUUGCUUUCUGAACGAAGACCACCAACUUUCAAUCCGUUGAUUUGUAGUUGAGGUACCAUACAUAUGACUGUGGGCUCCUGCAAGUUCAUCUCCAUGGUCUGAUCUUAAAGCACAGUGAAUGGCUGCCAUUGUGCCAUUUUCUGUGCCACAGUCUGUACGAAGGCAUGCUGGAAGUUGACCAAACCGUGACAAGCACUCCAUAUAAUAUUUUGCAAUGAUACCUGGGUCAUUAUUUGAGCUGCCACAGCUGAGCCACAUAACUUUCCUUGAAAAUCCAUCGACACAUGCACUAAUAGAAACACCAAAGGGCUUCAACUUAUCAUAACCAUCCACAUGCCACACUUGAUUUGGUCCUUCUGAAAAAUAUCCUCUUCGAACAAACCUGCGUUUACAGCGACGCUUAACACCAUAUGGAUCUAGUCUUGAGAGUAUGUGCAUUACAUCAUUUCUUUUAACUUUCAGAUUAUACUUUUGUCGCAGUGACUGACACAUGGAUCUGUAACCCAGAAGCUGACCUGAGCCUCUCAGUUCUUGUGUAACAGUGAAAAUGACAAUGUCAGUGGGAGUAAAGUCUGUCCUUCUAGUCAUUCCAGCAUCUUUUAGCCUCCUCUUUAAUGUUCUCAGACUCAUACAAAUAUUAUGCUUGUUUUCAAGAAAAUCCAGGAUCACUUCAUAUGUAUGGCCCUCAGAGAAAUACUUAUUGAUGAUGUCUGUGACUGAGACUGGGCCUAAGGUUGAAGAGAAAACAUGAAAAGAUAAUUACGACCGCAGGAAUCCACAAAUGCACUUAAUAAGUGUUUUU
This is a messenger RNA of Haplochromis burtoni (Burton's mouthbrooder), 8908 nucleotides long. Its product is annotated as protein NLRC3. The record is from RefSeq and is a predicted model, not a curated record. The coding region runs from base 2323 to 4605 and encodes 760 amino acids. Gene Ontology annotation, molecular function: protein binding. NCBI's taxonomy places the organism in Eukaryota, Metazoa, Chordata, Actinopteri, Cichliformes, Cichlidae. The transcript is spliced from 5 exons.